Messenger RNA from Haliotis rufescens (red abalone), 2143 nucleotides. Its product is annotated as caspase-3-like. Lineage: Eukaryota; Metazoa; Mollusca; Gastropoda; Lepetellida; Haliotidae. Gene Ontology annotation, cellular component: cytoplasm. Gene Ontology annotation, biological process: proteolysis; apoptotic process. The transcript has 2 exons. Bases 414 to 1544 code for a protein of 376 amino acids. The record is from RefSeq and is a predicted model, not a curated record.
GAUGACAGUUACGCUUCAACUUUCAAAUCCACGCAUUGGUACUUGAGCGGUGUUAGCGGUGAUACAGUCUCCCCCCGGCCCAUCCCCCGCCCGGCCAAUCCCCCAGAGUGAGCGGCGUCUCCUGACCCGGGGUGAAUGGUUAUCAUGGCAACAGGGGCACACGGAGGUGGCUACAUCCGGCCAUAAAGGGGGCAAUGUGAAUGAGAUAUUUACAUUAUGAAACUGGCGAUAAAUCUCAACAGCGAGACUCUCCAAGUUUCCAAUUACACCUCUAUGAGUCACAGAAGGAAGAGAACGCCGUCAGGUGGAAGUCUCAGGUAGACCCUCUAAUUACAGACCCGGAUUUGGUAUGACAAGCUCUAGUGGACCGUGUGCACAAAGACACGACACUGUAAACUCCCUGACCGCUGGCAAUGGAGGACAAGCUCAUCCAUGUCUACACAGAAACUGAUCUUCUAAGGUACCUCGUCGCCAACAACUUUAAGAAUGACAACUCGUGCAACCCUCAGAACAUUGAAACCAUUGAGGUGUCCGGAGUCAACAUCAGGAACCACUCCUUCAAAAUGAAAUUUAUCGGCAUCAAAUCCUUCAAACAGCUCGGUGUCCACGAAGCAGACGGGAGAUGCCACGUGAGCAUCAUGGUGUUCUCUGAGAAGAAGCAAAAGGACCGCGGGAUGAGGGUUCUGACUGUCACUAACGGUAAGAAGGACACCCUUCACGUGAACACCCUCAGGAACCUGUGCUUCUCGAUUCCAGCCCUGGUCCGGAAGCACGUGAUCCUUGGGGACCUUGCUGACAGGGAUCGGUUGUACAAGAUGGAUGCCAGACCCCGAGGUCUCUGUGUAAUUAUCAAUAACAAAACAUUUGAGGACUCCAACGGGAAUGAUUAUUUACCCUCAAGACUGGGGUCCGAUAUCGAUGCCCAGAACCUCAAGAAACUGUUCCAGAGCUUCGCUAUGGAGGUCAAGAUAUGUAUGGAUCUCAGUGACUGUGAUAUCAUCAAGGAGACCAAGAAGAUAUCACUGAGAGAUCAUUCAGACUAUGACAUCUUCAUCUGCUGCAUUUUGUCCCAUGGUAAGAAUGGUUCCGUGCUUGGCGUAAACAAUUCAGAGGUUCCGAUCCUAGAAAUCACAUCCACCUUCAGAAACAGAGGGUGUCCCUCACUGGCCGGCAAGCCGAAGCUGUUCUUCAUCCAGGCGUGUCAAGGCGAGAGGCCCCAGAGAGGGGUUGUACAGUCCGACGUCAUCAUGGACGAGGAGUUCACGAAGGUUCUGCCCGAUGGGUCGGACUUCCUCAUCGCGUGCUCCACGGAGCCUGGGUAUGAAUCGUUCCGUCACACGAGCACCGGUUCAUACUUCGUCAACUCUCUGGUGAAGCAGCUACGUGCUUCGGCCGACAGAAGCCUGGUGGACAUUCUCACUGACGUGUGUAGCGAGGUGUCGGACCACACUUUCGACAACAACAGGAAACAGGUGCCCUGGUUCACCUCGACGCUCAGGAAGACGCUGAUCUUCAACCAGUGUAGUCAUUAUGUCAAUGUCUAGCGAGGAGGGGCGGUCGGGUAGCCUAGUGGUUAAACUGUUCGCUCGUCAAACCGAAGACCCGGGAUCGAUUCCCGACAUGGGUACAAUGCGUGAAGCCCAUUUCUGGUGUCCCCCGCCGUGAUAUUGCUGGAAUAUUGCUAAAAGCGGCGUAAAACCAUACUCACUCACUCUAGCGAGGAACAACUGAAUGUGUUGCUGAGUGAGAGAGUGAGUUGGUGGGUGAGUGGAUGGUGAGAGUGAGUGAGUUGGGUUAACGUCGCUUUGACAUUGCUUAAUGAAAGAAACUGAACUUUGUUCGGGAUAUGCUUCAUGUCAAAACGGAUUCAGGUGUACAUUCACCACCAACAGCUGUACAUAAUAUUGUGUUGAUAUGAAUUGGAAUUCGUGAUUGUCUUAUAGUUCUUGUGUGAAUUGGUUCAAAAUGAAUUCAAAAGAUUUUGCAAGAGUUAAACAAUUAAAAUGAACUUGAUAACGAGACUGCUCACGCCAGAGACAAAUCGAACAAAGACAGUAUAUGUGCAAAAGGUGGUUUGUUUCUGACACUGUCGCAAAUUGCUCAAGGAAUACAAAGAUAUAUAUAUUUCUACGAAAUAAAUAAA